AUGUAUAUGUUUAUCUUUAAAUUUGUUUUACUUAUCCAAUUAUAUGUUGAAUGACUUAAUUUAUGCCAAUAUUUCGAUUUCAGAAAAAAAUGUAAUGCAACAAAUUGGGCAGUUAAAUAAAGUUAUCAUGGCGUAGGCCUAGUAGAACUAAAUAAUAAUAAGCUACUGUAUUAUUUUGUAAACAUUCGCAGAUUUGUAAAGCUUAUUCACCUUUUCUUAAAAUGGGAGACUAUCAGCCGUUGAGAUCUGACGAUGGUCACGUCAACGCUAGUGCAACAUCCCGAAACAAACCACCUGUCUACUACAAGAAACCUAUGUCACCAUUGCGAAGAGUUGCGUUUGUCUUUUCCGUCUUACUGUGUAUUACAGUCAUCACAGUAUUCCUGUGGGUCAUCCCAUGCGAUUGGUCUAAAUGUCCAGCGAGAGCCAAACAUCAACCCAUCAUGUCAUGGGAACGCUCCAUUGAAGGAUUGGAAAUCAAAGGUCCACUGAAAAUUGUGAGAGGCGCCCAAGGACUAAAUAUUGUAGCCAUGUACAAGGCACCUGUCCAGAAAUCCGAUUUGGGCAGAGGUUAUGACCAGUUCCCACCAAAAGGUCUGAUAUCUUUUAUGGGAACGACGGGAAUAAUAGCUUGGUUCUUCGGAGCUCCUUCACCAACCCACCUGGAUUGCCUGUCCCUCAAGAUCAAUGACAACUCUCUGCAGGAUUGCUUAGUCCGAGGGUCCAGAGGCUAUUUGGCUGCGGUCGACGCACUUUCUGGCAUUUUUAAGUGGCGUGCAGGCGCGAAUAAGUUCCGAUUGGUGGAUGUGUCAUUCCCCGUAGUCACGCCAGACUUGAACUACGAUGGAUAUCACGACUUGGCUGUCACAACGAGAAACAAGCAAAACAGCCAGUUCAUCGCUAUCAUCUCCGGACAGACAGGCUCGGUAUUGGGAAAGCCUAUGGAAGUUAAAGGCUGUACUGACAUCAACAAUUUGACCUUAGACAGAGACUACACACUUUAUUAUAACUGCAGAAAAAACAACAACAGCACUGGAAAAACGAUGAGUGUGGGCCAGAUUGCGCUUGUGUCAGCUGUUCAAGCUAUGACCAACCACACAGUGGAGCCCCGUGGCAGUGUCUCACCCCCCGCCAAGCAUCUCGGCAAUGAGUGGACGGUGAACAACUACAGACUGAAUCUUCAAAACUCCGGCUCAUCUCCUGCAGACUAUCAGGUGGUCAUCUCAGUAGUAGACCAUCACAACCAGAGUGUAUGGAACCCCACAUUGCAGCAGACAUACGCCAUGACUCCAGUGGUAUUGCAUCUACAACAUGCCAUCUCUGGGUUCCUGCUAAAGUUCUGGUACUGGCACAAUCCCACUGAACAGAGAAAAGACAAGAACGGUUACCUUGUGAACACCAUAAGUGAGAGGGUGGUGUUGGUGACCUUCAAUGCUACUGGUAGUGUCCACAUCGUCAACGCCAGUCAAACAGAGAUCAUACAACUGUGCUCAAACAGCACAUGUCAGCCACAGUUGGUGGAUCAGAUGGACUCACGUAAGUGUCCACAUCGUCAACACCAGUCAAACAGAGAUCAUACAACUGUGCUCAAACAGCACAUGUCAGCCACAGUUGGUGGAUCAGAUGGACUCACUGUCCACAUCGUCAACGCCAGUCAAAUAGAGAUCAUACAACUGUGCUCAAACAGCACAUGUCAGCCACAGUUGGUGGAUCAGAUGGACUCACUGUUAUUGGUACCAUUCAAUGCUACUGGUAGUGUCCACAUCGUCAACGCCAGUCAAACAGAGAUCAUACAACUGUGCUCAAACAGCACAUGUCAGCCACAGUUGGUGGAUCAGAUGGACUCACUGCUUAUAGUAGAUCUGGACGAAGACGGAUCACAAGAAUUGAUCUCCUACUUGGUAACUUACAAGGGAGACGACAAACCUGGCACUUGGCUUCAGUCCCGAGUUCGCCUCAUCCGACUGGAGGCCGAACUUCCCAAACUGUACGAGGCCAUUGAAGGCCACAAAGCACAACUUCUCGUCUCUAAAUCUGUGAACCACCUGUAAACUAAGGCUUCACAUUUCACUAUGGAUUUCUGUUGCAUACCUGUUUAAAAGGCUGAAUUUUUUGUUCCUGAGUAUUUUUUAUAUCAAUUACGAUAUAUUGUGACUGUCUAAUUAUAUAUUUUCCUUAGAUUUUAUGUUAGGUUCUUAAUUUUUUUUUUAUUAGCUAACAUCUACUUCUUUAUCUCUGUUUCACGCAUACCUAGUUUACAAUGUAAGCUGUUGGUUGAAUGUUUAUACAACCCUCCUAAUAAUGUAUAAGUUCAAUUUGAUAUUGAGAAAAGUUAGUAGCUUUUUGUGUGGUUUGAAACUAGAAAACUGGACCCAGCUUUCUUUAAUAAUUGGACUUUUUCUUAAGAUCCUGGCUAAAGCAAGAGCUCAUAAAUAUUCGGUUGAAAAGCUAAGCAAGGCAUCACAUUUUGUUAGAAACAGUCAAUGUUGUUGUCUAUUAAAAAGCUUAUUGAUACCUUAUGUGGUAUUAAUUAGUUACUUCCUUAUCUUGAAUGAUUUGAUUUGUGUUGUUAGUGUGAUUAUUAUCUGACUAGCUGUAACCCGCGGGCUUUGCCCCAUUUAACUUCUUAAUUUUCAAGAUUAUCUCGUUCGCAUGGCUCAAUCACGUCCUGGUUGAAGUUUGUUCGCU
Molecule: messenger RNA, 2688 nt
Organism: Macrosteles quadrilineatus (aster leafhopper)
Lineage: Eukaryota; Metazoa; Arthropoda; Insecta; Hemiptera; Cicadellidae
Exons: 13
Coding region: 222-2051 (609 amino acids)
Source: RefSeq, a predicted model, not a curated record